AUGGUAAAGUCAACUGAACGUAACACAGCUUUGAAAUUUUGUACCGUUUGUGCAUCGAACAAUAACCGUUCUAUGGAAUCACAUAAAGUCCUACAGGAGGCAGGAUACGAUGUUAGUUCAUAUGGUACUGGUUCAGCUGUGAGGCUCCCGGGGCUUUCCAUUGAUAAGCCCAAUGUUUACGCAUUUGGUACACCUUACAAUGAUAUAUAUAAUGAUUUAUUGUCGCAAUCGGCAGAAAGAUAUAAGGCCAACGGAUUAUUGCAAAUGUUGGACCGUAAUAGGAGAUUAAAGAAGGCACCUGAAAAGUGGCAUACCAAUUCCAAGACUUUUGAUUUUGUUUUCACUUGUGAGGAGAGAUGUUUCGAUUCAGUUUGUGAAGAUUUGAUGAACCGUGGUGGUAAUUUAAAUAAGAUGGUUCAUGUCAUUAAUAUUGAUAUUAAGGAUGACAAUGAAAAUGCAAAGAUUGGUGGGAAAGGUAUAUUGGAAUUGGCAGAUAUGUUGGGUGCCAAAGUUAAGGAAUGCGACGAGAGCUACAUACCGUUUGAAGAUUGUAUAAUGGACAUACUUGCAAUUUGGCAACAGGAUCAUCCAAACUUACCAUUAUUAUAUUCUCCGGCAUUCUACUAA
Naumovozyma castellii is the source of this 627-nucleotide messenger RNA. It is a transcript of the gene SSU72, whose product is annotated as RNA polymerase II subunit A C-terminal domain phosphatase. Lineage: Eukaryota; Fungi; Ascomycota; Saccharomycetes; Saccharomycetales; Saccharomycetaceae. The transcript has a single exon. The record is from RefSeq and is a predicted model, not a curated record. Bases 1 to 627 code for a protein of 208 amino acids.